Sclerotinia sclerotiorum 1980 UF-70 is the source of this 306-nucleotide messenger RNA. RefSeq lists its product with no specific name. The record is from RefSeq and is a predicted model, not a curated record. Lineage: Eukaryota; Fungi; Ascomycota; Leotiomycetes; Helotiales; Sclerotiniaceae. The coding region runs from base 1 to 306 and encodes 101 amino acids. The transcript is spliced from 3 exons.
AUGCUUGAUAUCGAUCUUGCUGCUGCGCAUCGAGAGGAUAUGGUAGUGGCGGAUAGUAAUACUCAUUUUCUUGUUCCUGUUGUUGUGGCGUUGAAGAAGGAGGAUAUGGAUGGAGAUGGAGAUGAGUAUGGACGUGUGGAGUCUCGGGAAUCUCUGAAUGAAGUGGUUGUUAAAAAUACAAAGAUGAGGAAUAUCGAGCAUGAAUCUGAGGAAAAUGAAAAGAUGGGUACUCAUAUACCACUUGAUGAGUUUGAAUCGGCGAAGAAAAAGCGCAAGGAAAGAAGAGUUCAUUUUGCAGGGGUAUGA